GCUUUCCUUUGCAGGUCCUACUCAUGCGCUGUUUAUAUCCCGACUACUUGCAGACGAUUUUUUUCAGUCAACUACUGGAACGAGGCUGGUCGGUGCAAAACUUCCGGUUUAGCAUCAAUAGUUCGUGGUUUAGCGAAUGACUGCAAUGGCUAUGCCAAGAGGACUUUAAAUAACAUAAGUCUUUGAUGCCAGCAAAGUCUGGGUUACGUCCAUGGUCUUGUGGUAAAGGAAGAACCUAUAUCUCAGCGAGAACCAACGACUCCUACAGUUACAGGAAGCCUCUGAAUGGGUGUCUUCUGCGGAACGUGGGUCUCGAUGGAUUAACAGACAUUUUCGUGCAUUUGUCUCAGGCAGAACCAACCUCUCGUUGUGCAGACAUUGGGUCUUCUGGUGUUGCCGAAUGGAUUAACAGACAUUUUCGUGGUAUUAUUUGUCGAAACCAGCGCAUAAUAAACCCUGAUAGGGAUCCCUGAUUAUGGCAGCAGCAGUGUGCAGUGAGAAAGAAGAUAUGCUGGCAACAUGCAGCAUUUGCUUUGAAGAAUACCGAAGUGAGCGACCACCAAAACUUCUGCCAUGUUUCCACACCUUUUGUCUCCCCUGCCUUGAUGAACUGAUGGGCAGAAUGUUGGGAGCAGAUGUGAAGCAGGCUUGUGGAGACACUGACCACCAUGUUCGCAAGAGCAGCCUUGAAACUGUUCAGACUUUGACCUUUUUAUGUCCUACUUGUCGCACUGCUAUUUGCAUUCCUCCAGGAGGGGCUAAACAGUUUCAGACAAAUUUUUACAUUACUGACGAUGCCAGUGGUGCUAAACAGCUACAAGAGAUACCCUGUGAAGCUUGUAAUGCACAAAGGAAUGCAAACUACUUCUGUUCUGACUGCCGCAAGAAGUUUUGUUCUCAGUGUUUGCAUUUUCAUGGAAUGUUUACUUCCAAUCAUCAUGUACAAGACUUGAAAUCUGACAGUGGCCUAAAACCUGUGCAAAAUAACAUUGAUGCAGACAUGAAGGAGAAGGUCAUGAAGCAGGUCACUAUGCUGGAGGAUGCUCUUGCAGCAAUAGGGCAAAAGCAUCGGCAGAUCGAUGUUCAGAGGCAAAAGUUGGAAGAUGACUUGGACACCUGUCACCAGACACUAGUGACUUUGGUUGAGCAAAUUUGGGAACAGAAGAAGAAAGACCUGCAAGCAGUCACACAAGCAGAGCAGGAUAAGCUACAAGUUGAGAUGAAGAGGGUACGUCAGAUGCUCUUGAGACUCUGGAACAUUCUUGAUUGUGGAGGUACCAGAAGUAAGUCUGCUGCAGUCAUGACGGAUGUGCAUGCAACACUUCUUAAAGAGGAAGACCUGGAUUGGUGCCAAAGGCAUUCCCUGGGUAAACACUCUGUAUGUUUUGCCUGUCAAGCCAAUGCUGGUGUAGACAUUGUCCAGUGUGUGCAAGCAUAUUUUGGUAUCAUCACAGUUUUACCAACUGAAGAAAAUGCAAAGCAGGAUUCAAGUGCUGAAGCUGGUGUUAAAAUGCAUGACAAAGGCGAUGAACCAACUGUGCCAAGCACUGGUGGGUUUCAAGACAUCCUGACACAUGUGCUAAAAGUUUCAUCUGAGUUGAAAGAUAUGUUCACAGCACUUAAAAAAGAAUGUACUGAGCUGCAGUCCAGAAAUGAGGAAAGGUACACUGGACUGAAGAAAGAAUGCACUGAACACCAUGCCAUAUCUGAUGUAAGAUAUUCAGAAGUAAUGUGCAAAGUUACUGAAUCACAAGCUGAAAAUAAGAAGCAGUUUUCUUCCAUAGAGGAGAGCUGCAUAAAGAUGAAAGAGCAAAUUUCUUCCCUGAAAGAUGACAUAUUUCAUAAUGGGGUCUCAGUGAAGGACAAUAUUAUAAAGCUGCAGAGAGAUUUGACAUCAUUAAAAGAACCUGCAGAAAAUUUCAAAACCACGGUUGCAUUCCAUGCCAAGUGCAGCAAAGAUACGAUUGAAGAAGAUUCGAAUAACCUUGUCUUUGAUAGGGUUAUCUUAAAUAUUGGCAAUGGAUACAAUCCUCGGACAGGUGUCUUCACAGCACCUGCUUCAGGACUGUAUUUUUUCCACGCUGCUGUUGUAAUAAGUCGCCCAAAACAAAAAGUAUGUAUGCUUCUGUUGCAAAAUUGGAUUUCCCUUGAUGCAUGGAUUUUUGAGGACCAUCGUUCAAAUACAGGUAAAAAUGUAAGUGGAAAAGUUCAAGCCAUAGUCACUCUCAAAACUGGAGACAGAGUUUUUCUUAAUCUAUGUGGUUGCAUGCAUACUGUUAAAGAUAUGAUAAGUUUCAGCGGCAUACUUUUGCAUCCAGAAGUUUGAGAGCUGUUACUCAUACAGCAACAGCAUCAGUAAUAGUAACAAGACCAUCUAAAGAUAUACCUGAUUGCAACUUCGUUUUUUCUCUGAUGACUGGGCUGAGUUCAUUAAAAGAUCCUAUUCUUCAUAUUCUCAACGAAUGGCACCAGCGUGAUUCUCCAGAAACAUGUCUACAAAUAUCACCAUGAAAAAGAGGUGUUAAAAAAACUGACAUGGAUGUACAAAAACGGUUAUGUCAUGAAGGGUGUGACUGGUGUAAGAGCUGGGACCGUCUGUCAUAGACGGGUGAAAGAGAUAUAACAUACUGUACCAUAAAACUCAUGGUCAUAGACCUUUCCAAUGAUAAAGC
Molecule: messenger RNA, 2672 nt
Organism: Pomacea canaliculata
Lineage: Eukaryota; Metazoa; Mollusca; Gastropoda; Architaenioglossa; Ampullariidae
Exons: 5
Coding region: 476-2326 (616 amino acids)
Biological process (GO): positive regulation of DNA-templated transcription
Cellular component (GO): chromatin; nucleoplasm
Molecular function (GO): protein binding; ubiquitin-protein transferase activity; zinc ion binding
Source: RefSeq, a predicted model, not a curated record